This is a messenger RNA of Aspergillus tanneri, 885 nucleotides long. RefSeq names its product gliotoxin thiomethyltransferase (gene gtmA). The transcript is spliced from 4 exons. Bases 1 to 885 code for a protein of 294 amino acids. The record is from RefSeq and is a predicted model, not a curated record. Gene Ontology annotation, molecular function: methyltransferase activity. NCBI's taxonomy places the organism in Eukaryota, Fungi, Ascomycota, Eurotiomycetes, Eurotiales, Aspergillaceae.
AUGUCUAUAAAGCAAAAUUUCAUGCAGAUGUUCGCCAAACAGGACUUUGCUGCCCUGUAUAGCAACAUAGCCGAGACAGUCACCGGUCCAUUUGCAGAGGCAUUGGUUGACAUCUCAGGUGUAGCCAAGUUCAUUCAGAAGCCGCUGGCUGUCUUCGAUAAUGCCUGUGGAACAGGCAUUGUUUCAAAAGCGCUUCAUGACAUGGUGGAUAGCCAGGUCCAGAAAGACUGGCAACUUACCUGUGGUGACUUCAGCAAUGUUAUGGUCGAGUUCACGAAGAAGAGGAUCCAGAAUGAAGAAUGGCCGAAUGCAGAGGCCAAGGUUAUAAAUGCGCAGGACACUGGCAUAUCUACUGGAUACUAUACCCAUAUCUUUGUGGCUUUUGCGUUCCAAUCAUUUCCUGACCCGGACGCUGCUUUGAAAGAAUGCUUCCGGGUCCUUCAACCGGGUGGUUUGGCUGCAAGCUCUACCUGGCAAAAUAACAACUGGAUUGGAAUUGUGAAAUCCGCCAUUGAAACCCUCCCAGGAAACCUUCCAUUUCCCACGGCGAAGGAAUUCUUCUCGAUGUUCAAUGCAGGCUGGGAUUCCGAGUCAUUUGUACGCUCCAGGUACGAAAAGGAAGGAUUCGAGGACGUGCAAACCACUGUAGUCAUCAAGCACAUUUCAAUGCCAGUACCUACUUUUCUGAAGUUCAUCCAGCCUGUUACUUUUCCGGUUUUGGGUAAAAUCUGGACCCAGGGACAGCGAGAUGCGUACGAGAAAGACGUUCUACUGGCGGUGAAGCGGUACGUGGAAGAGGAAUAUGGUGCAGAUGGGUCGGUCACUCUGGAACUGGAGACAAUUGUUACCACGGCUCGCAAGCCUUUAACUCCUUUGGAGUCCUAG